UCUGACAAUACUUUUAUGCAUUUUCAGAUCUAUGACAUUUUUCAGCUGCUACCAUCCAAGAUUCAGGUCGGUGUUUUCUCUGCCACAAUGCCACCUGAGGCUCUUGAGAUCACCAGGAAGUUCAUGAACAAGCCUGUAAGGAUUUUGGUGAAACGUGAUGAGCUCACCCUCGAGGGUAUCAAGCAGUUUCAUGUCAAUGUUGAAAAGGAGGAAUGGAAGCUUGAGACGCUCUGUGAUCUUUAUGAGACACUAGCAAUUACCCAGAGUGUUAUCUUUGUGAACACGAGGCGGAAGGUUGACUGGCUCACUGACAAGAUGCGCAGCAGAGACCACACGGUUUCUGCCACCCAUGGAGACAUGGACCAAAACACCAGAGACAUUAUCAUGAGGGAGUUCCGAUCCGGUUCCUCCCGCGUGCUUAUAACUACUGAUCUGUUGGCCCGUGGUAUUGAUGUGCAGCAGGUUUCUCUUGUGAUAAAUUAUGAUCUCCCAACACAGCCAGAAAACUACCUCCAUCGUAUUGGUCGUAGUGGACGAUUCGGGAGAAAGGGUGUUGCCAUCAAUUUCGUGACCAGGGAUGACGAAAAGAUGCUGUUCGACAUCCAGAAGUUUUACAAUGUUGUAGUUGAAGAGCUGCCGGCAAAUGUUGCUGAUCUCCUUUAAAGAUCAGGUUUUUGUUCGGUUGUGGUGGUGAAAGGCUUUUUAAUUUGGAAGCCAUAAUUAUUUUCUUUCUUGUAGGUUAAGGGUCAUUAUUAGAAUGGAUUGAACUUACCCGGGAGUUGUGGGAGUUUCCCCAAUUCUUGUUUUGGGUUUAGAAGAAAACCAUUAUUGCAAAUUUUGUUUCAUGCUUUGGUACUUUUAGCGUCUAUUGUCCCGGACAAACUUUAAAAAACUGAUUGUUGUUUGGAGUGAAAUUAUUCUGUGCAAA
Molecule: messenger RNA, 928 nt
Organism: Morus notabilis
Lineage: Eukaryota; Viridiplantae; Streptophyta; Magnoliopsida; Rosales; Moraceae
Product: eukaryotic initiation factor 4A-6
Exons: 1
Coding region: 16-663 (215 amino acids)
Molecular function (GO): RNA helicase activity; RNA binding
Source: RefSeq, a predicted model, not a curated record